AUGUUAUUCAUAUUUAUGAUAAGUCAUGGAGAUCAAGCCGUUCACAUAAAAAUUUCGCGUCGUCACUGGUAUGAUGACAAUAAAUGGAUCAACAAGUCUAAACCACCAGAAGAUGCCUCAAAAUGGGCGAUAUCUCAAUAUUUUCAUACAUUUGAUGAUGGUGAAAAUG
This is a messenger RNA of Funneliformis caledonium, 169 nucleotides long. The record is from the annotation of a GenBank genome assembly. NCBI's taxonomy places the organism in Eukaryota, Fungi, Glomeromycota, Glomeromycetes, Glomerales, Glomeraceae.